AAACGUUUCAAUUGCUUUCCGUCGGAUUCAAUCUUCAAGUGAUUUAUUGUGUUGCUCAGAAUGGCGAACGAGAAGGAAGGAGUCGUGGGUGGUGUGGGAACUGGAGACUUGGAUGGGAAUCGUGAUUGCGUUUGCCUAGGCAUAACAAUUAUCCACUGUUUAUGUAAGCGAAAUCAAUAAUUAAGUUGAGAACGAAGCCCUAAAUUAGAAGCAUUAUAAAUUCGAGUCUAUACAUUAACUGUAAACAGUUUUAUAAUUAUGUCAUUACUUCGCAUAACAAAUGCUGCGUGUUCCUUGAGCAGAAGUCUAUAAAGGAAUUCCAGCCAUAACUUAUUCGAUUAUUGCCAAGUUGGAAAAUGAAGUUCAUGAAGUACGCAGUUUUAUUUUACACCUCCGUGGGUAUUGAGCCGUAUACGAGUGACUCUCGGCCCAAAAAAGUCAGUCUGUGGUCAAAUCUCCUAUUUUGGGCCAAUGUGAUUAAUUUGAGUGUCAUUGUUUUCGGAGAGGUCCUCUAUCUGGGAGUGGCGUAUUCCGAUGGAAAGUUCAUCGAUGCCGUCACUGUAAUGUCUUACAUAGGAUUCGUGAUAGUGGGCAUGAGCAAAAUGUUUUUCAUUUGGUGGAAGAAGACCGAUCUAAGCAAUUUGGUUAAGGAAUUGGAGCACAUCUAUCCAACUGGUACAGCUGAGGUGGAGGUAUACCGGUUGGAUAGCUAUCUGCGAUCAUGUUCACGGAUUAGCAUUACCUACGCACUACUCUAUUCUGUGCUCAUCUGGACAUUCAACUUGUUCAGUAUCAUGCAAUUCCUCGUAUAUGAAAAGUGGCUCAAAAUCCGAGUGGUCGGUCAAACGUUACCAUAUUUGAUGUACCUUCCCUGGAACGUGCAGAACAACUGGACGUAUUAUGUUCUGCUGUUCUGUCAAAACUUCGCAGGACAUACAUCGGCAUCGGGACAGAUCUCAACGGAUCUUUUGCUCUGUGCCUUGGCUACCCAGGUGGUCAUGCAUUUCGAUUAUCUGGCCAAGGUGGUGGAGAGACAAGAGUUGAAUGAGGAUUGGAACGAAAACUCAAGAUUUUUGGUGAAAACUGUACAAUAUCAUCAGCGAAUUCUUCGGCUUAUGGACGUUCUCAACGAUAUAUUCGGCAUACCCCUACUGCUUAACUUCAUGGUCUCCACAUUUGUCAUCUGCUUUGUGGGAUUCCAAAUGACCGUUGGUGUCCCGCCGGAUAUCAUGAUAAAGCUCUCCUUGUUCCUGUUCUCGUCCUUGUCGCAGGUGUACUUGAUAUGCCACUAUGGCCAGCUGAUUGCCGAUGCGAGCUCUAGCAUAUCGAUUUCUGCAUAUAAGCAGAACUGGCACAAUGCUGACAUCCGAUAUCGUCGGGCUCUGGUAUUCUUUAUAGCUCGACCUCAAAGGACAACCUAUCUAAAAGCCACUGUAUUCAUGAAUGUAACAAGGUCCACUAUGACAGACCUUCUUCAGGUAUCCUACAAGUUUUUCGCUCUGCUUCGUACAAUGUACAUUAAGUGA
Drosophila yakuba is the source of this 1526-nucleotide messenger RNA. It is a transcript of the gene Or85c, whose product is annotated as odorant receptor 85c. The transcript is spliced from 3 exons. Gene Ontology annotation, biological process: sensory perception of smell; detection of chemical stimulus involved in sensory perception of smell. NCBI's taxonomy places the organism in Eukaryota, Metazoa, Arthropoda, Insecta, Diptera, Drosophilidae. The coding region runs from base 357 to 1526 and encodes 389 amino acids. The record is from RefSeq and is a predicted model, not a curated record. Gene Ontology annotation, cellular component: plasma membrane. Gene Ontology annotation, molecular function: odorant binding; olfactory receptor activity.